CACAGUAAGGAGUCGACUUCACGUGUUUCGUGCGACCUUCUUCCUACUUCCACCACUCCCACGUGAUUCCAGUAUUCCCUGUCAUCAGCAUCAUAGCGUGGAGUGUUGUCGUGACACCUCCGUCUAGCGACUGUCAUUACCAUACGCAUCUUUCCCCUCAUCACUGUGACUCCGUCCCCCCCUGUCCCCUGCAGGCAGUGGACUCCAUCCUUAUCAAUCGCCCUUAACCUUGGACUGUUCUUGGAGGUGGAGGUGACUUGCAAAGCAUCCAUACAUUAACCACCAUGAUCAACCGUGUAGAGAUCUCAUCAGAUCGCAUCCGUAACAGCAACUCACAGAAUGGAGUCAUCCAGCCACUCCUUACAGACUUGUAUCAGAUCAACAUGGCCUAUGCCUACUGGAAGUCUGGGAAGCAUGAUGACGUUGCAGUGUUUGAUUUGUUUUUUCGCAAGAAUCCCUUCCAAGGAGAGUUCACCAUCUUUGCUGGUCUGCAGGAGUGUCUGACCUUCCUGCAGAACUUCCGCUACUCUGAGUCUGAUAUUGAAUACCUUCGUGAGAACAUGCCACCCACAGUGGAGCCGGAAUACUUUGAGUUCUUGGCAAAUCUGACUACUGAAGAGGUGACAGUGUAUGCUGUGGAUGAAGGCAAGGUGGUGUUCCCCAGGGUACCAUUGCUGGUGCUGGAAGGACCCCUCAUUGUGAUCCAGCUGCUUGAGACCACCCUGCUUACUUUGGUCAACUAUGCUAGCCUGGUGGCAACCAAUGCUGCCCGCUAUCGCAUGGCUGCAGGACGCAAAAUGAAGUUGCUUGAAUUUGGCCUCAGGAGAGCACAGGGGCCUGAUGGCGGUCUGUCUGCCUCCAAAUAUGCAUAUUUGGGAGGGUUUGACGGGACAAGCAACGUGCUGGCGGGCAAGCUGUACAACAUCCCGGUGAAGGGAACACACGCCCACUCCUACAUCUCGUCUUUUUCCUCACUUGAUGACCUGCACAUAGACACACUAAAGCACAAGGAGACAGGAGAGGAACUGAGUCUAAAAGAGGCAUCCCUGAGGUGGAGAUCCCGACUGGCAGACACCCUGAACAUCAUCCAGUCUGAGGCCUCGGAUGGGGAGCUGGCGGCCUUCAUCUCCUUUGCCAUUGCCUUCCCCUGUGGAUUCAUCGCUCUUGUGGAUACUUAUGAUGUGUUGAAGAGCGGCAUCCUCAACUUCUGUGCGGUGGCUCUGGGACUGCAUGACCUUGGCUACAGAGCACUGGGGUUACGAAUUGACUCGGGGGAUCUGGCUUACCUCAGCUGCAUCGCCAGGGCAUCCUUCACCACUGUGGCUGAGGAGUAUGAGCUGGAUUGGUUUGCAAGUCUACAGAUUAUCGCGAGCAAUGACAUCAAUGAAGACACCAUCAUCAGCCUCAAUGAGCAGGGACACAAGAUUGACUGCUUCGGCAUCGGCACACACCUGGUGACAUGUCAGCGGCAGCCGGCUCUCGGGUGUGUAUUCAAGCUGGUGGAGAUCAAUGGAGAAGCCAAGAUCAAGCUCUCGCAGGAUAUGGAGAAGAUCACAUGCCCUGGGAAGAAGAGUGUCUACCGCCUCUAUGGAGAAGAUGGUCAUGCUCUCAUUGACUUGAUGCAUCGAACCUCGGAGGAAGCUCCCCAGUCUGGGAAGAGAGUCCUGUGCCGCCAUCCAUUCCAGGAGGGCAAGAGAGCCUAUGUGAGCCCAGCCAAAGUGGAACCCCUGCACAAGAUGUAUUGGCAGAAAGGGGAACUGCAGCAGCCUCUCCCUGAUCUGGAGGAGAUAAGGGAGCAGGUCACACUCUCACUGGAGACUUUGAGACAAGACCACCGCAGGAACCUGAAUCCCACACCAUACAAGGUUGGGGUCACAGAUAACCUCUACAACUUCUUGCAUGACCUGUGGCUCCAGAAUGCACCUAUUGGAGAACUCUUCUGAGCUUAAAGGGCCCCACAGUCACCCCAAGGUUACCUGCUCCCACAGCAAGGACAUCACCAUACACUGACCAUCACCAUCUAUGAGAGGACACUUUAAGUCAGGGAUUAUCAUAGAGGACUGCACAGUGGUUCUCAGAGCAAUAUUACAUCUGUCAACUUUGAAGUUGGAUAUACAAAUGUAUGUGUGAGUAUUUAAGACUGCUUAUAAAUAUAAAUGUGCAUUUCUAUUAAGUUGGUUGCAUUAUGUGAACAGUAAGUUGCAGUCCUCAGGGUGAUGAUAGGGCAGAGAGCCUGAAGUAAGCAUGGUGUACACUUGCAGGGUGACAGUGAUGUGGACAACAUGUAUGGUCUUACUCUUAUGAAUGUGAUUUGCAAUAUGUGAGAGGUUGGAGAAUCAUAUAUUAUUAAUGAAGAAAAAAAAAAAAAAAACAUUUAGGAUGAAUAGUGGAGAUAAGAUAUUACAUCUGACUUACUGCAGUAUAUACUGCAACUUGCAUAUGGCACACACACACACACACACACACACACACACACACACACACACACACACACACACACACACACACACACACACACACACACACACA
Scylla paramamosain (green mud crab) is the source of this 2529-nucleotide messenger RNA. RefSeq names its product nicotinate phosphoribosyltransferase-like (gene Naprt). Lineage: Eukaryota; Metazoa; Arthropoda; Malacostraca; Decapoda; Portunidae. The coding region runs from base 285 to 1943 and encodes 552 amino acids. Gene Ontology annotation, cellular component: cytosol. Gene Ontology annotation, molecular function: nicotinate phosphoribosyltransferase activity. The transcript is spliced from 14 exons. The record is from RefSeq and is a predicted model, not a curated record. Gene Ontology annotation, biological process: NAD+ biosynthetic process via the salvage pathway.